CAUUCCGCCAUUGCUGACAUCUCGAUAUUUCUUCCCCUUUCUUUGUUUUUAUUUAAUCAACAGAAUAAAAAACCUCAAAGAAUCAAACGAAUUUAAACAAACAAUACAAUUCCCCCCUUUCUGCUCCUCCCCAUUAUCUCUUCCCGAUUCCCCCCUCUCAGUUUCAGAGCUUUCCCCCUCUCUCUGUCUCCCACUUCCCUCGCACCCUUCCAACUUUUCACAGAAACCCAGAAAAACUCCGCUUCUCUCAUGAGCCUCUCGCCGCGAGCCCGGCAUUAGUUUCCCAUGGAGAACUGAGAAGCAGUUUUGGGUUUGUUUUGUAUCCGAGAGACCUAACAAAGAAAAAGAAAUGAGGGUUAAGGAAAUGCACCCACUCUGCUGCAUCUCGCUCGAGAGCCCCGGACUGGGCGACCAGUCGCCUGAGAUUUCGAGUUUGUCGGCCUUUACGCGGGCGAGAUCCCUUCCGGCGGGCCUUCUGAGUGGACCCAAUCAUACCGGAUCAGAGGACCCCGCGGGUUCGUCGGCGACGGUGGCUGGAGUGCUGCACAAGUGGACCAAUUACGGGAAAGGGUGGAGAUCGCGGUGGUUCUUGCUGAAGAAUGGGGUUCUGUCCUACUCCAAGAUUCGCCGGCCGGAGAAUCUGAAUCUGCUGGCGUUGAACGAGGACGUGCAAUUGAUUGGUGCGAUUUCCACCAAUCGAUUGCAGAGGAUGGAUAGCGUCAGCUCUAGCCAAAGGAAGCAGGAGAAGAAAACUGUUGGCAUUGUUCACCUCAAGCAGAUCUCGUCAUUCCGAGAAAGCAAGUCCGAUGACCGGAGGUUUUACAUAUUCACAGCGACGAAGACGCUUCACUUGAGAACUGAUUCCAAGAGGGACAGGUCAGCUUGGAUUCAAGCUUUGGUCGCUGCUAGGAACCUCUUCCCGUCGAGGUCACUCAAAGAUGGUCUCUCGCAUGGGAUGCCAAAGGAUUUGUCUGUCUCGACCGAGAAGCUGAAAAAGCGGUUGGUCGAAGAAGGCAUCAAUGAAACCCUCGUUAAUGACUGUGAGCAGAUUAUGCUAUCGGAAUUCUCCGAGUUACAUGCGCAGCUUAAAGUUGUUUGCGAAGAACGGAACAGUUUGGUAGACACUCUAAGGCAACUGGAGGAUUCCAACAUCGAAAUUGAAGUCUCUGGAAUUCAAGAUGGCGAAUAUCAGUUGGCCAAGCAUGAUUUGUCGACUUUAGGACGUGGCAAAUACAGUGAAUGUAGCACUACUGAAUCAUCAGAUUGUAUCGAGAAGCAAGACCUGGAGGAAGUUUCAGACGAGGAGGAGCCCUCUUUCUACGACAGUAAAGAUUUUUUCAUCGAUGGGUCUAUAGUGCAAGUUCCAGGUUGUCACUCGGGGAAGGAUAAAAUAUCCAAUCAUCUCGAUAGUGAAGAGGAUAAAAUGCACAUGGUAUUUGAUCCGGGAUACCCGCACAUCCCAAGGAGGCAAAAGCUUCCACCUCCAGUUGAAAAAGAGAAAGGGGUCAGCCUUUGGUCAAUGAUCAAGGACAAUGUGGGCAAGGAUCUUACUCGUGUUUGCCUCCCUGUUUACUUUAACGAACCGAUUUCCUCACUUCAGAAAUGCUUUGAGGAUUUGGAGUACUCGUAUCUGUUGGACCGAGCCUAUGAGUAUGGAAGAGCCGGGAAUAGCCUAAUGAGGAUUUUACAUGUAGCUGCAUUCGCCGUGUCUGGCUAUGCUUCCUCCGAGGGCCGGCAUUGCAAGCCUUUCAAUCCUCUGCUCGGAGAAACAUAUGAAGCUGACUUUCCUGACAAGGGUGUUCGCUUCUUCUCUGAGAAGGUUAGUCAUCAUCCAACUCUCAUUGCCUGCCAUUGUGAAGGUAGAGGGUGGAAAUUUUGGGCCGACAGCGAUUUGCACACCAAAUUUUGGGGGCAAUCCAUUCAACUCGACCCGGUUGGGGCUCUGACCCUCGAGUUUGAUGAUGGUGAAAUGUUCCAGUGGAGCAAGGUUACAACCGCAAUUCGUAAUCUCAUUCUGGGUAAAGUGUAUUGUGAUCACCAUGGGAUGAUGAAUAUAACUGGAAAUCGUGACUAUUCUUGCAAAUUGAAGUUCAAAGAACAAUCAAUCCUCGACAGAAAUCCUCACCAGGUUAAUGGGUUUGUAGAAGAUCUCUCUGGGAUAAAGGUGGCCACUGUGUUUGGGAAGUGGGAUGACAGCAUGUACUAUAAGCUUGGUGAUGGUCAAUCAAAGUCGAGGAACAACCCGUCGUCAAACGCUACCUUACUAUGGAAGAGUAUAAAGCCAGUACCAAAUCUCACUCGAUACAACUUAACAUCGUUUGCCAUAACCCUGAACGAAUUAACGCCGGGACUGAAGGAGAAGCUCCCUCCAACAGAUUCCAGGCUGAGACCAGACCAGAGGCAUCUGGAGAAUGGCGAGUACGACAAGGCCAACCUGGAGAAACAGCGGCUGGAGAAGAGACAAAGAAUGUCGAGAAAGCUGCAAGAACACGGGUGGAAACCAAGGUGGUUUGAGCAAGAAGGCGAAAAUGGACCUUUUCGGUACAAGGGUGGGUACUGGGAAGCACGAGAUCGCGGAAACUGGAAUGGAUGCCCUGACAUAUUUGGGGAGUUCGGCGAUGAGUUCCCCGAGUCCAAGUAAAUUUUUUCUUGACAACAUAAGUUGAUUAAUCUCUCAAGAGACCAACCCAGCAGUGGCAGCAGCCCACGCAGCUUACAGACCAGAAUUCUAGUUGCAGGAAGGAAUGGUAAAAUAAGUUUUAUCCUGAUAAUGAUUUUGUGGUGGAGUUGUGAGACUGCAAUGUAUAAUGUGCACUUCGGGAUAGGAUAAGAGAAGAGCCCUUGAAAAUUUUCUGCUGUGAAUGUGAGCCCUGUUGCUGCUACUGCUAGUGCUAGCCAUCCAAAUUUGUUACAGCUUCAUGCGAAACCUCCGGUGUAUAAGAAGAAGCCAUUUGCGCUGAUAUGAUAAGUUUAUUUUUUACAUAUUUAUUUGUACUUAUUUUGUCGGCAAUAAAAUAGGGAAAAAGAGUAAAAAAGAGUGAAGGGCAGAAGGGGUACUGAAUUAUUCCCAUCAAGAGUUUUUCUUUGUUCCCUUUUUGUGAACUUAUUAAGCAUCGACGGCAAUGGUCGCGAGCCCUCAGAUAUCCACAAUCGUAGUUUGAUUGUUCCUAUUAACAUCGACUCACUUUCC
Messenger RNA from Linum tenue, 3190 nucleotides. The record is from the annotation of a GenBank genome assembly. Lineage: Eukaryota; Viridiplantae; Streptophyta; Magnoliopsida; Malpighiales; Linaceae.